Molecule: messenger RNA, 858 nt
Organism: Synchytrium microbalum
Lineage: Eukaryota; Fungi; Chytridiomycota; Chytridiomycetes; Synchytriales; Synchytriaceae
Exons: 6
Coding region: 1-858 (285 amino acids)
Molecular function (GO): zinc ion binding
Source: RefSeq, a predicted model, not a curated record
AUGCAGGUGCUACUCCCAGUAACUAGAACGUGGAUAUUUGGUCCGUUCUUAGAAGAUGUUUCGACGUUACCACUUCGAGUCAGUGCUCUGACUUGGGCCGGUGUGGAUUCAAUCAACAUCUCGCAUUGGCUGGGUAAAGGCAUCUCUUCUGCUACAACGGAGGCUUCCGAUAUCGCUCAGACAAGAGAUCGACGACAACGAUCGCAGAAUGUUCGCAUCAUACCAUCUGGUUGUGGCAUAUUCUAUGCUUCGAUACCAACAUCGAAAUCUCGGUCUGUGCCGCUAUCGGCUUACAUGUCUGUAUCCUUUCUUCUGCAUUUUGGCUUCUUACACGUACUUUCGACGCUUUUGGACGAGAUUGCGCAUCUGUCGUUAGCAUUCUUGCUAUUACCUCCUUCCAUAAUAUCGUUAAGGGGGAGACCAGCACCAGCAAACGUGUCAUCAGACGAUUGUUCGAUUUGCCUUGGAACUGGUUGUGACGCAGAUGGUAUAGAAUCCGCAGAAGUGCUAGUCAACUUUUGUAAAUCUCAAAAUCAUGUUGCUCAUAUUGGGUGCAUGGUCGCUUGGUAUCGAUCCAGUAGAUCUAGGAGGAAGUGUCCGAUAUGUAGAGGCCCUCUCAUUGUGGAGGUGGUAACAGCAGAACGAGUUAGAAGUGAACGAGGUGUUCUAGGGUCUCUGGGAUUCUUUUUCCAAAGGAUUGAGUGGUCGAGUGUGCUGUACCGCUCAUUGAUAUCGACAGCUUGUGCUGCAGGUGUGUAUACUACGUUAGUGCUCAAAGCUGCUCUGGAGGAAUUCAGCACGACAAGAUCAAAAGCCAUGAAAGUAACGGCAGCAGCAGCGACAGGCAACUUGAAGUGA